CGGCUUGCUCCUGACCACGAUGGUGGUUCAACUACGUCAGCAUUCAAUACUCACGUGAAACGGCGAGCAGGUAUGAUCCUCGUCCUCGCACUCCUCUUUAUGCUUGCUGUGACAUACAUAUUUUAACUCCCGCAUUACUCACGUAAGUGUUCGCCGCCCUCUUGAAACCUUAAUUAUUGCAGCUAUGGAGAGUCAUCAUCCACUUACUCGCCCCCCUCCAUUUCUUCGCACCACUACCGUCAUCGCGGUAAGCUAUACCCAUGCUUUCUCAUACUACCCGACCAUCUUUUAGCUAACAUCCUACUCACACCCUUGCUUCCUUUUGCAGCAAGACACUGACGAUUGUAAUACCGGCUUCCACACUGCGAUGGAAUCAUCUAGCUCCCUUCCCGCGUCGUCGCCCAUGAAUGAACUUUGACGCCGAGUCAGAGAAGCAUUGAAGAUGAUGGAUCAAUUUCUUAGCAUUCCUCUGGUAACUUCCAUGAGUGAUCAACCCAUAGUAUGGCCCGGCUCUGCUUGCAAAACUCUAGAGACCUUGAGUAUUAACAUCCCACCACUUAGUGCUGCUGACAUGGCGUUCCUCCGCACAGUGGGUAAAGACCUAGUGGAACGUGGGAAAGCUGUGGCCCCAGCUUUGCAGGUGGUUAGAGCAAGUACAAUGCCGACUCUCGUCAAAGGGGCUGAACAAAUGCGACGUGAGGAUGCGGCCCGGAUCGCCACUGACCCCACUCAUGCAGAGAUAGAAGCACAGGCUGAUCUGCAAGCAGUGCAAAGCUUUUUCACUCGGGUCCGCACCACUCUAUCCCGCAUUGCCCAGCAGCUCGCCGAUCACGAGCCGUCCGACUCAUAAAGAAUUUCUUUUCAGCAUUUCGGAAUUUACUUUGGAUUUUUGUUUCGGCCUCGUUUCUCGGAUUGCACACUCUUUUUUGCCAUGUUAAUUCGACCCAUGAACAACUUUGCUCGCUCAUCAUUGUUUAUCUAAUUUUGGCAAACGGUUGCUCUCUUUUCUUUAAUCCGUUGCACCACUCUAAUCUCGACGACAGUGUUUGAGCAUGGCUGACUGGCUAGUUCUAGCCACGAUAGCCUUCUUAAUUUUUCUUAUGCCAAGUACCAAAUCGUCUAUGCCCAACAACGCUGUUACUCAUGCCUGCUUCUCGCGGCAAAAACAGCUUCGUUUGAUAAGAUAGGAACAGUUUGGUGCCGAACAGCGGCACCACACCGGCUGGACUCGAGUGAACCCUGCCGCUGGCCUUAAAGGCAUUAAAACUUUCUUUAUUAG
Messenger RNA from Linum trigynum, 1279 nucleotides. Lineage: Eukaryota; Viridiplantae; Streptophyta; Magnoliopsida; Malpighiales; Linaceae. The record is from the annotation of a GenBank genome assembly.